GAAAAAUUUUACAAUGUGUGGAGUACUACUAAGACUAUUAUGAGUUAACAUUACAACAGUAAUGAUAAGGACUACUGGAGUGCUAGCAAGACCAGGAAGUUAUAAUGUCUACAAUAAUAUUAAUAAUAUAAUAAUACGAGCUAAGUCGUCAAAGUCUUCUACACUUUGGUUGGAUCGUCAAAAGAAUGAUCAUUAUACUAAAAUGGCAAAGAAACAAUAUUAUAGAUCAAGAGCAGCUUUCAAGCUAAAAGAGAUAGAUGAUAAAUUUCGGUUAUUUAAUAAAAAUUCAAAAAAUAUUGUUGAUUUAGGAUUUGCCCCUGGUGCGUGGACUCAGGUUGCCAUUGAGAGAAUGAAUCGUGUAGGAAUUAAGUCAAAGAUAUUGGGAGUAGAUUUAAUAAAUUGUGCUCCACCUCUGGGUAGUCACUUUAUUCAGGGAGAUAUAUAUUCUAGAAAAACUCAUAAUGAUAUAAGAGAAUUUUUUGUUCCAAAGGAUGAAGAUAAUGGUGAUGAAGAAAUCGACAUGCCUGUAGAUUUGAUUAUAAGUGAUAUGAUGUCAAAUACUUCAGGAAUCGGGCAUAUUGAUCAUCUUGCUAGUAUGGAUCUUUGUGAUGCAACUAUGAUUCUUAGUUUAGGUUUAUUAAAAACAAGAGGAUGUAUGGUCAUGAAAUAUUAUAGAGGUUUAGAAGGACAAUUAAUAACUGAAAGAUUGCAUACUAUAUUUGAAAGGGUAUAUGAUUUUAAACCAGAUUCUUCCCGAGAUCAGCUGAAAGAGAGUUAUCUCAUUGGAUUAAGAAAAAGAAGGAACUUAUCAGUAGAUGAUGUAUUUAAAUAAUUAUUGUAUAUAGUAAUCUAUAGAUCUAUAAAUUAACCUAAGGUUACGACCGUCUAACUAAUUUCUUAGCAAUG
Messenger RNA from Scheffersomyces amazonensis, 906 nucleotides. RefSeq names its product 21S rRNA (uridine2791-2'-O) methyltransferase. Lineage: Eukaryota; Fungi; Ascomycota; Pichiomycetes; Serinales; Debaryomycetaceae. The coding region runs from base 62 to 832 and encodes 256 amino acids. The transcript has a single exon. Gene Ontology annotation, molecular function: rRNA (uridine-2'-O-ribose)-methyltransferase activity. Gene Ontology annotation, cellular component: mitochondrion. Gene Ontology annotation, biological process: RNA methylation. The record is from RefSeq and is a predicted model, not a curated record.